This is a messenger RNA of Coniosporium apollinis CBS 100218, 1419 nucleotides long. RefSeq lists its product as uncharacterized. The record is from RefSeq and is a predicted model, not a curated record. Gene Ontology annotation, cellular component: fungal-type vacuole membrane. The transcript has 3 exons. Bases 1 to 1419 code for a protein of 472 amino acids. NCBI's taxonomy places the organism in Eukaryota, Fungi, Ascomycota, Dothideomycetes. Gene Ontology annotation, biological process: transmembrane transport. Gene Ontology annotation, molecular function: transmembrane transporter activity.
AUGUCGCUUCCCCAAAUCCGUGAAAGCAUCGUGCUCCACCAGCGCCCACAUUCAAUCGAACAGCCAGAUAACACACAUCUGGAAUCUCUCUCCGGCUUUCAAGAUUAUACAUACCGGCUGGGAGGUCCUGACGCGGCCCAGCAGUCCGACGAGGCCUCGCUGUCCGAAAAUCCACUACAUACUUCGGAACUUGGAUUACGCCGGGAGGAUGAGGCAGAGUUGUCAAUCGAGGGCGGAUGGCAGGCCUACAGGAUCCUGCUCGGUGCUUUCUGUGCUCUACUACCCAGCUCCGGUUUGCUGAACAGUACUGGCACUUUCCAGGCCUAUGUAACCAACAACCAACUUAAGGACCACUCCAGCCAGCAGAUUGGGUGGAUCUUCUCGUUAUUCAUGUUUCUGAUGGUGUUUGGGGGCGUGCUGGUAGGACCGGUAUUCGAUGCCUACGGGCUCAGGCCCCUCCUUAUACCUGGCUUCCUCGGUUUCGUCGGAGCGCUAAUGGCAUUCUCCGUAAGCGCCGAAUACUACCAGUUCUUACUUAGUUUCGGCGUGCUUGGCGGACUCUCCGCGUCUAUGCUAUGGACUACAAGCCUCGCCACCGUCGGUCACUGGUUCUUUCGUCGGCGAGGAAUGGCAACCGCAAUAAUUACCACGGCCGGUCCAGUCGGCGGUAUCAUCUUCCCGAUCCUCUUUGAGAAGCUGGUCCCUCUUAUCGGAUUUCCAUGGACGGUGCGCGUGAUCAGUUUUAUUUCUCUGGGUCUCGGAAUCGUUGCGACUAUACUAAUGAAAACUCGUCUUCCGCCAUCGCAUACCGUCAAGUAUAAAAUAAAUCUCCAGUCUUUCAAGGACCGCCGCUUUCUCAUCACAAUCCUAGCACUUUAUGCCAUCGACCUUUCCUGCAUGAUCCCACCAUCCUACAUUACGACCUAUGCCCUCGCUCACGGCGUUCCAAACGCGCUGAGCUACCAACUUGUGGCUCUCUUGAACGCUGCCCAAGUCCUGGGCCGCACAGUACCCGGCUGGAUCGCAGACCGCUGGGGCAGGUUUAACACUAUGGUCCUGAGCAGCCUGCCGUGCGCUGUCGUCAUUCUCGCGCUUUGGCUUAGAGCUGACAGCACUGGCUCUAUCGUCGCCUUCGCUGUGCUGUUCGGACUGCUCAGCGGAACGGCUCAUAGUCUAACUCCUGUUUGUAUAAGCCAGCUUUGCGCAACGGACGAGUAUGCGAGCAAGUACGGUACGGCGUAUCUGUUUGUGAGCAGUGCAACAUUGAUCGGUAUCCCGAUCUCUGGAGCUAUCUUAGGAGAGAAGCAGGACUUCAGCAGGCUUAUCUGGUUCUGUGGCGCUUUCUACCUAGCAAGUGCAGCGCUCUUCGGUGUUGCUAGGGUGGCUGGUGCUGGGUGGAAGGUCAGAAAAAUCUACUAA